AUUUCAUGAUUUCAUCUCCGGUGGCGGUGAGGAAUUUGCCAUCACCGCAACCAUCCAGUUGUCAUCUAAAUAAUGCAAUGCAGGGGCAGAGUACUUCGGGGUGUUCUCCUCCUCGGUUCUCAUCGCAGCUUGGUAGGUUUUAGCAUUAGCCAUAAUAAAGGGAAGGGACUGAGUCCUCCCUAUAAAGUUUUUAAUUCUCCAAAUAAUCAGUAUAUGCAGGUGGAGAACCUUUCCCUUCCCGCUAUCGAGGAAUUCUUGGAAAGUGGAUAUCAAGUUGAAGAAUACCAAACAACAAAGAUGGCGACAUCACCCCUGUUUGGGAUGCCUAGCAUAACAGCAGGUUCGUCUAUGUUAGACUAUGUGGCAAUGCCAAAUUCGUCCAGGUUAUCUGCAAUAAGUGAGACAUCUUCUCAACAGACCCAGGAGAGGGACUUUUAUCAGGGUCCCUCUGUUUCAUCAGCCUCAUUAUCACAACAGGAGAAGCAGCAGCAGCAGCAGCCACCUCAACAACACAACCUAAUUAACCAGAGCCUCAUGGUUCCUCUUCCUGUUGCUUCAGAACAGGAGCAAGACAGUGGACUUCAAAUGUUGCACCUCCUCCUUGCUUGUGCGGAAGCAGUAUCAAAAGAAGACAACAUGUUAGCACGAAAAUACCUGCAUCACCUCAGCAGAGUUGUUUCUCCUCUUGGAAACCCCAUGCAAAGAGUCGCCUCUUGCUUCACCGAAGCCCUAAGCACUCGCCUCGCCGCUACCCUAACCACCACAUCAUCCUCAUCAUCUCCAAAAUUAGCUUUCAAUCCUGUUUUCCCACCCAAACUCCUUAGAAAUCCUCAAAAUCUACCAGAUCGGCUACCCGUGGCCUGCUUUCGUGCAAGCCUUGGCAGCACGGCCCGGUGGAGCCCCGUUCUCCGUAUAAACGGUGUCGGACCCUACAUAGACGCCUUAAGAGAAACGGGCCUCUGUUUAACAGAUCUCGCCCAUUCUCUCAACAUCCCUUUCGACUUUCAUCCCAUCGGUGAACAGCUUGAGGACAUAAAACCCCACAUGUUCAACCGCCGGAUGGGUGAGGCUUUGGCCGUCAAUGCCGUCAACCGCCUCCACCAUGUUCCUGGAAAUAGCCUCGUAAGCCUCUUGGCCAAGAUCCGUGAUCAAGCACCGAAACAUUGUCACCCUAGUGGAAAGAGAAGCCAGCCACAACGGGCCAUACUUCUUAGGGCCAAGGUGGAGCAGUAUAUAUUUGCGCCAGAGAUGAAGAAUAUUCUGCCGUGUGAGGGAGCAGAGAGAGUGGAGAGGCAUGAGAGAUUGGACAAGUGGAGGAAGCUAAUGGAAGCGAAAGGGUUCAAGGGGGUGCCCCUGCGUGCAAAUGCUGUUAACCAAUCCAAGAUAUUGCUGGGACUGUAUUCGUGCGAUGGGUACAGAUUAACUGAAAAUGGUUUCUUGCUGUUGGGGUGGCAAGAUACAUAGAGCCAUUCUUGCUGCUUCUGCAUGGCGAUGCUGAAACUGUUUAAUGGUUUUUACUGGCCUGUGUUAGCAUUU
Messenger RNA from Rubroshorea leprosula, 1536 nucleotides. The record is from the annotation of a GenBank genome assembly. NCBI's taxonomy places the organism in Eukaryota, Viridiplantae, Streptophyta, Magnoliopsida, Malvales, Dipterocarpaceae.